CGCCGCCGUCCCGGCGGGACGCGGGGCCGGUGGAGCGGAGCGGGGCGAUGGUGCCGGGUGUGCCCUGGGAGACGGAGAGGUAGAGAUCUUAAAACCCAAAGAAGAUGUCAAGACGCAGUAGCCGUUUGCAAGCCAAGCAGCAGCAGCCACUGUCCUGUCAAGAAGAGUCUCCACAAGAACUAAAAACACUAGACUAUCUCCAGACCAGAAAAAGGAGAACAGCAGAGCAGGAGAUUAAGAAAAGAGAAGAUGGAAAAAUUGCUAAAAAACAUCAAUAUGAGAUUAAGAGUUGUUGGCCGCCCACGAUAACUGGAGGCAUCUCGCCUUGCAUAAUUAUUGAAACACCUCACAAAGAAUCAGUAACCACUGACUUCUCAAGAUUCAAAAAGUACAGGUUCAGUAACCUCUUCAUAAAUCCGUCGCCUUUGCCUGAACUCAACUGGGGAAACUCCAAAGAUAUCUGGCUGAACAUCCUGAUGAAGGAGAACAGAUACGCUCACUGCAAACACUUCACGUCACUACAUUCCAGUUUGCAGCCUCACAUGAGAUCGAUACUGUUGGACUGGCUCUUGGAGGUGUGUGAGGUGUAUGCACUCCACCGGGAAACCUUCUAUCUAGCUCAAGACUUUUUUGAUAGAUUCAUGUUGACACAAAAGAACAUUAACAAGAGCAUGCUUCAGCUCAUAGGAAUUACCUCAUUAUUCAUUGCCUCCAAACUUGAGGAAAUCUAUGCUCCUAAAAUACAGGAAUUUGCUUACGUCACUGAUGGUGCUUGCAGUGAAGAUGAUAUUGUAAGAAUGGAACUUAUUAUGUUAAAGGCUUUAAAAUGGGAACUCUGUCCAGUGACAAUUGUCUCCUGGCUGAACCUCUAUCUUCAAGUGGAUGCUCUGAAGGAUGUUCCAAAAGUGCUGCUACCUCAGUAUUCUCAGGAAAAAUUCAUUCAGAUAGCACAGCUUUUAGAUCUGUGUAUUCUGGAUGUGAAUUCUUUGGAUUUCCAGUACAGAACACUAGCUGCUGCAGCGCUCUGCCACUAUACCUCAAUUGAAAUAGUUAAGAAAGCUUCAGGCUUAGAUUGGGAGAACAUUUCAGAGUGUGUAGAAUGGAUGGUUCCUUUUGUGAAUGUGGCAAAAAGAUUCCCUGUGAAGCUUAAGAAUUUUAAGAAGGUUGCAGCAGAAGAUCGACAUAAUAUCCAGACACACACAAAUUACUUGGACAUGCUGGAAGAAGUGAACAGUGGAGUAGUGUCCACUGCCCCAGGUCAGUUAUCGCCCCUGUCAACAGGUGGAAUAAUAACCCCUCCCAAAAGCACAGAGAAGAAAUGAAAUACAAACAUCAUUAACGGAUUCAGAAACAGGACUUGGUGCUUCAGAACAAGACCACACUAAAGGUGACUCACGUUCUUUACUGCUAUUCAAGACUUUGGCAGUAAAAGAUGCAGCAGGAAAUUGAGACCAGCAUCAUCCUUGAGACUUGACAAAAAGAGUUCAGCUGAGCAUUCCACUCUGCUGUCACAGGAGCCCGGACCACCUUGGUCCAUUAUGACACAACUUAGUUUAAUUCUCACCAUUCCUAACUUAUUAAUUUCAAGAACUUUUUUAAUAGUGCCUAGUGGCAAAAUUGGUCCACUCAGCUUACAUGUCACACUUGCUUUAAUUUGGGCUAAAUGUGCAGGAGAACUUAUUGACAGCUUGUACCGAUUACCACUUCGUGACUUGUUCUUUUUCUUCUCUUGCUAAGGUCAGAGCUCACUGCCUGUCAGUUAGUCCCCCAGCUCAGGUGCAGUAUUACAGAGGCCCGUGGGUAAGCAGUUUAUGUCUGAAACCACUCUGCCGGUGCAGUACGGUGUAGCCAGCCUUGUAUCAAAUUCCAGCUCCACAGGAG
Lepidothrix coronata (blue-crowned manakin) is the source of this 1881-nucleotide messenger RNA. RefSeq names its product cyclin E2 (gene CCNE2). Gene Ontology annotation, biological process: G1/S transition of mitotic cell cycle; regulation of cyclin-dependent protein serine/threonine kinase activity. Bases 105 to 1322 code for a protein of 405 amino acids. The record is from RefSeq and is a predicted model, not a curated record. Gene Ontology annotation, molecular function: cyclin-dependent protein serine/threonine kinase regulator activity. The transcript has 12 exons. Gene Ontology annotation, cellular component: cytoplasm; centrosome; cyclin E2-CDK2 complex. Lineage: Eukaryota; Metazoa; Chordata; Aves; Passeriformes; Pipridae.